AUGGAUAGUGGUCAAGUAUUUAUUAUACAAGGUGAUAUACAACUGCAAGGUUUAGUUGCUCUCGUUAUUCAUAUGAACAAUGAAGUUUUCUAUUUGAAUGUCGAUGUGAUUCCAAAACAUACUUCUCGUUCUAAUUCUGGUUGUAGCACUAGUUCUGGUGCUAGUACUUCUCGUUCUUGUGUAAGUGAAAGUCCUAAGCUUGUAAGGACGGUCGAUCAUGAUGCGGACAAGGCCAAGCCUCUCAUUAUCGAUGAAUGGAAUUAUAUUUUUGACAAGAUUGGUAGAGAAUUUAUGGGUGGUGUUAAAGCUGUAAGGAUUGUUGUUGAUAAGUACAAGAUGGCUACUGGUCACAAGGUUGUUAUUCUUAAAAAUGACAGGACUCGUUUUACUGCGAAGUGCGAAGAAGAUGGUUGUGGUUGGAGGAUUCACUUUGGGCCUGUGAAUGGUGACAUUUCUCGGUUUGUACUGAAAUAUUCUAAUGUUAUUCAUAGGUUGAAGAGUCCUGCAGUGCUAACCAAGUUAGUUAAGCAUUUGAUCGCUGACAAUAUACAUGGUGAUCCCACUUUAAAACCCAGACAGAUCAUGUCACUUUUUAAGAAGACUUAUGGGUCCAAUAUUAAGUAUCACCAUGCCCGUAGAGGGAAAGAAGCCGUAUUUGAAGAACAGUUUGGUGACGACGAGAAGUCGUAUAGCGAUUUAACUUGGCCCAUGAUUUACUUGGACGCUACUUUCCUUACUGGUAGAUUCAGGGGUACUUUGAUGGCUGCAACAUGUAUUAACGGAAAUGAUGGUUUUUACCCAUAUGCCUUCGCUAUUGUGUCUACUGAAAACAAAGAUAAUUGGUUUUGGUUUCUAGAUAAUCUUAAACAAGUUUUCGAUGGUCGUCCGAUUGUUUUCCUUAGUGAUCGUCAAGAAGGACUUUUGCAGGGCAUUCCAAAAUGCAAUCUCCCUAUUGGAUCAGGUGAUGCGAAUUCCAAGGCCUCCAUUGAUUUUUUUUACAAAGCUAUUUAUUCUUACACAACAGCUAACUUUGAAGAAGCUUUGCGGGGCAUGCAUGCAAUUGGUUGUGGACAUGUUGCUAAUUAUAUCAGGACUAUUCCAAAGGAGAAAUGGGAAAAUUCAUUUUUCCAUGUAUGCAGAUAUGCUGCUCACUCUUCAUCUAUUUCCGAGUCAUUCAAUAACUGGAUUCUUGAGUUCAAAAAGCUGCCUGCUUUUGCUCUUCUCGAUGCGAUACGUUUGAAGGUUAUGCAGAAGAAUUAUGAGAGAAGGAUAGAAGGUCUUGUGAAUUUCAACACUAGGCCCACUCCCGUAUACGAUGCUAUACUAAAGGAGAACAUCGACAUUGGUCGUACUUGGACUGUUAUUCAGUCCAUGGAAAGAUUAUAUGAAGUCAAGUCUCCCCAGUAUCAUUCUGUAGAUCUAUUGGAGAGAACUUGUACGUGUCACAGGACAUACCAGGAGAUCAUCUUGCCAAUCCUCAAUUAUGACAAGCCGCAGUCUUAUGAUCCUAGUGAUAGGAUUAUUGUUCCUAUUCUUGUUCCUCCACCCGGUAGACGAAAAGCACAGCGUUUCAAGAAUGCUUGGGAGAAGCAAAAGAGACCUAUGAUGUGCACAAAGUGCUUCACCCUUGGUCACCACAACAGAGCUACUUGCCCCAUGCUUUGA
Molecule: messenger RNA, 1665 nt
Organism: Papaver somniferum (opium poppy)
Lineage: Eukaryota; Viridiplantae; Streptophyta; Magnoliopsida; Ranunculales; Papaveraceae
Exons: 6
Coding region: 1-1665 (554 amino acids)
Source: RefSeq, a predicted model, not a curated record